Haliotis rufescens (red abalone) is the source of this 1248-nucleotide messenger RNA. RefSeq names its product early nodulin-75-like. Lineage: Eukaryota; Metazoa; Mollusca; Gastropoda; Lepetellida; Haliotidae. Bases 1 to 1248 code for a protein of 415 amino acids. The record is from RefSeq and is a predicted model, not a curated record. The transcript has 2 exons.
AUGGAGGGGCUGAUCCCACCAGGACUGAGGGGCGGGGCCAAGAAGAUUCAUAACUUGGACACAGUUAAUAUCCCCACUGUGUACCACGGGAUCCCCGCGGACUCUCCUCCCAUAGUCAAGGUACAGAUUACUGGUCACAAGGUGUACCACGGGAUCCCCACGGACUCUCCUCCUAUAGUGAAGGUACAGAUUACUGGUCACAAGGUGUACCACGGGAUCCCCACGGACUCUCCUCCCAUAGUGAAGGUACAGAUUACUGGUCACAAGGUGCACCACGGGAUCCCCACGGACUUUCCUCCCAUAGCCAAGGUACACAUUACUGGUCACAUGGUGUACCACGGGAUCCCCAAUGACUCUCCUCCCAUAGUCAAGGUACAGAUUACUGGUCACAAGGUGUACCACGGGAUCCCCACGGACCCUCCUCUCAUAGUCAAGGUACAGAUUACUGGUCACAAGGUGUACCACGGGAUCCCCAAAGACUCUCCUCCCAUAGUCAAGGUACAGAUUACUGGUCACAAGGUGUACCACGGGAUCCCCACGGACUCUCCUCCCAUAGUCAAGGUACAGAUUACUGGUCACAAGGUGUACCACGGGAUCCCCAUGGACUCUCCUCCCAUAGUCAAGGUACAGAUUACUGGUCACAAGGUGUACCACGGGAUCCCCACGGACUCUCCUCCCAUAGUGAAGGUACCGAUUACUGGUCACAAGGUGCACCACGGGAUCACAAAGGACUUUCCUCCCAUAGCCAAGGUACAGAUUACUGGUCACAUGGUGUACCACGGGAUCCCCAAUGACUCUCCUCCCAUAGUCAAGGUACAGAUUACUGGUCACAAGGUGUACCACGGGAUACCCACGGACCCUCCUCUCAUAGUCAAGGUACAGAUUACUGGUCACAAGGUGUACCACGGGAUCCCCAAAGACUCUCCUCCCAUAGUCAAGGUACAGAUUACUCGUCACAAGGUGUACCACGGGAUCCCCAAAGACUCUCCUCCCAUAGUCAAGGUACAGAUUACUGGUCACAAGGUGUACCACGGGAUCCCCAUGGACUCUCCUCCCAUAGUCAAGGUACAGAUUACUCGUCACAAGCUGUACCACGGGAUCCCCACGGACACUCCUCCCAUAGUCAAGGUACAUAUUACUGGUCAUAAGGUGUACCACGGGAUCCCCACGGACUCUCCUCCCAUAGUCAAGGUACAUAUAUUGGUUACAAGGUGUACCUCGGAAUCCCCACGGACUCUCGUCUCAUAG